Seminavis robusta is the source of this 3600-nucleotide messenger RNA. The record is from the annotation of a GenBank genome assembly. Lineage: Eukaryota; Bacillariophyta; Bacillariophyceae; Naviculales; Naviculaceae.
GGUCAGCGUCUCCCAGAAACGACGAUAGUACGCUGCCGUAGAGGAUUUCAUUCUCUAGCAUUCCAUAGUGAGAACAGCCAGCAAGAGUCAUGUGUUGAACUCGGUCGAAUAAUCCAUCCCAUCCCUCGACACAUGUUUCCGUGACAAAGUCAUGUUGUCCUCUUAGAAUCAACGCUGGUUGUUGCAGUUUUUCGGGAAUGGGUUCUUCUUCUUCUUGCGCUCCUUCUGAGGCUGUGUUCUUGGAAUCUACAGACACGACUACUAAGGAUGCCUUGUAAUCCCCAAUCGAUUGCAAUCCUCUCAGUCUCGGCGGCCCUGCUUGACUGUAGGAAUCCAUAAGGGGAAAUGGCAUUGGUACCAAUCUGCACUCGUGCUGUUCACGAAAUGCCUUGGGGACCUUUUUGGAGAGUGUGGUAACUCCGUCAUCAUCCGAAUCGUCCUCUUCUUCGUCAUUUCCAGUCAAUUCUCGACACAGUCGUUGGACUUCUUGUUCGACAAUGGCUGUGGAAGUUGGAACACUGGCCAAGACGGCAGAUUGACAUUUUUGUAGUUCUUCCAAAGAAUUUGUGUCGCGGCAAUACUUGAGGUAUUCAAAGAGCAAGAUUCCUCCAAAGGAAUGCCCCAACAAAUGGUAUUUAUCAAACUUCCAGUGUUUGAUCAAGAGAUCCAAAUCUCGCACCAUGCCGUCGACAUCCAGCCGGGACGUCUCUUCUUCGCCCGUCUCUGGAUUGGUUCGCGUGAGCGCGGACGGUUUGACCACGGUUUUCGACUGACCGCAACCCAACUGAUCGUACACCACAAUGCUUCGGUCCACCACGACAUAUGCCAGAGGCAACAAGUAAUUGCAAGGUAUCAAAGGCCCUCCAUGGAGCACCACCAGAGGCGGCUUUUGCUGCAAUUGACGUGGUCGAAAGAUCCGGUAUUGAAUGGUGCCUCGAUUGGGAAUAUCCAAUGAGCCAAUCUUGCACAUGACACCCGUCAUUCCAAGCGGUGGAGGAGCGCAUCGUUGUGGCCUUCCAGCAUUGGUGGUGUUGUUGGCACUGGGUGGAUCAAAGAACUUGGAGGGUAGCAUGGUGCUUGAGAUUACUAGAGGAUGUCGAGGUUGGAAAUGUGGUGAAUUCGGUGAGAAAGUGAGUGAGAAAGCCGUUGGAUCUUUGAAAAGAUACGAUCCACUGUGCGACCUGAACCGGAAAAGUCAACAACCGCACCAAACGAAACCACAAUGGCGAGACGGCGAGACCUAGCCAGGGCCUAGCAGGCGAGAGGCGAGAGAGACAACAAGGAUGAUGGCUCUGGGGCCGAACAAACAAAGCCAUGGCCCACUAAAGACUCUUCUCCAUGGCACCCAACGAGACGACGGAGAAACGCGAUGGAUUCAAACCUCCAAGCGAGAACCCUUCCAACAUGAAAUUCCUCGACGGAAGAAACGACGGCCGAAAAGAAACGGAUGUGCAUUGGGGCCGUUGUUUCUUCUCCUUGAAUGAAGCAUCUCGUCUCAUUCAUUCAACAUCUGGUCUCAUUUUUUCAAACUUGACUCCUUACGACGCAUUUACUUCCAGUUUGAUUAUCAGUCUCCUUUGACAAUGAAGACCGGGCUUCCUUCCUUCCCAGCAAUCUUGGUAAUCACGAUUUUGAUGAUUACGAAUGCCUCUGCAACGAUGACCCCUCCCAAUGGUGCCAGAGCACUCAGUCAAACUCUUCUGGGAAGUAGCAAGGGAAUCAAUUUUGGACGCAAGGUGGAAUUGUCACACGACGGAGAACGAUUGGCAGUGGGACAAGAUGAAACUGUGACAAUCUACGAACGAACAAAGAUCAAGUCCAAUAUUGAAGACAUUACCACAGACAAAGCUUGGAAGAGAAUCCAGGUGAUACCUGCCACUACUGACAAGCCUGUAACCCAUCGGAUCUCUCUUUCUCCCGAUGGCAAAGCCGUUGCCAUUCGACACAAGGAAAACGUGAAGGUCCAUGUGGUGGAUACUGGCGAGCUGAUGGGAGCUCCUGUCAAUGUCUGUGGCCCUUACAACAUUUGGAAUCGAAAUGUCAAGCUGCAUCAGACACCUCCUCAUUCCGCCUUUGGACAAUAUACUAUGCUCACGGUUAGCUGUGAAGGUUCCAAUGCACUGGCUGGUGUGGUCAAGAUUCUGCGAUUUAACGAGAAUGACAAUCAGUGGGACAACCUAUUUACAAUCACUCCUCAAGAAACGAGAGGCCUGUUUGGUUGGGAAACUGCCAUGAACAUUCACAGCGAUGAUUGCAUUCUCAUUGCCAUUGCCAGUCCUCUAUUCGACAAUUGGCGAGGAAUGGUCCAAGUCUUCAAGCUCACUCCAGACGGACAGGUGACUCUGCAUGGGGAUACCUUGCAAGGAGAGAACCGAGGAGACAAAUUUGGAACUGCCAUGGCCUUUAACACCGAUGAACAGCCUCAUUUGGUGGUGGGUGCUCCCGAGUACGCCAAAGGGCAUGGUUGUGUCAGUGUUUUCCACUUUGACCGCCCCAGUGUCAGCGAGGAAAAGACCUGGCUUGCAAUCGGAGACAGCCCCAUGACUGGCACUCAGCAAGGUGACAAGUUUGGUUCGCUAGUGGCCAUCUCUGCCAAUGGUGACCGCAUUUUGGGCGCAUCAGCUGCAAAGGAAGGUGGUGUGCGCAGUUACUUGCGAACAUCUUUCCGAACAUUAGAGCUUCUUGGGACCUUCUCAGAUGAUGAAGCUGGGACUUCCUCAAUUGCUCUGAGUUACUCAGGAUCAAUUGCUGCUUUUGGUACCAUCAAAGGUUGGGACUCAAGUGGUGCAGUGGUGGGACGAACUCAAGUCUUCUUGGAUGGGAAUCCAUUCUGUGGUGUUGAAAUGCUAGGUGUUUCCAUGGAUGAUCAGUUCCUUAGCCGAACACUUUGCCGCAAUGGGCCAUCUGUCAUCACCACACCAGAUGCUUGCAUCAACCAUAACUCGGUCUUCCACUGCACCUGGGUUGACAACCUCAGUACUGCUCCUCCAAGUAGUGCCCCCAGUGCACUUCCUACUUCUACUCCCAGCAUGUCUCCUUCUGGUGUCCCCAGUGGUAUCCCCAGCACCUCACCCGCUGCAAACCCAAGUGCUGCUCCCAGUUUGACUCCAUCCCUGAGCCCCUCUCAAGUUCCCACCGGAAAACCUAGCAUUGCUCCGAGUGUGGAGCCAACUGUACCUCCUAGCAUUAGUCCUUCAGCAUUCCCCAGCAUGACCCCCAGUGUCCAGCCCAGCCUUGCUCCAACCGCAGUGCCAUCAGCAUCCCCAAGCUUUCUUGAUGACAGCAUUUUUGGUGAAGGCAGUGAAUGGGAUUUGCCAAUAGUUUCUGGCAUGGCUUGUGCCUCCAUUAUGGCUGUAACAGUUGGUGCAGGAGUAUAUUUGAAGGUAUGGACAAGGGGCGAGGAUGAAAGCAGCGGUGAUAGUGAGAUUGAACCUCAGAAUGACACAGAUGUUGGAUUAGAUCUUGAAGCUGCAAUCCCCACAGGGGUAGACGGUCCUCUUUUUGAUGUGUAUCUGGACCCUUAGAAGAGCAAGGGUGGGUUGUGGUGCACCUGCCUGCCUCCAUAGAGUAAACUUAAUUGUACUAGCUAGCUUUGACGUC